AUGACGCCAGCACCGAUGACGCCAGAAUCGUGUUUAUUGGGUACGGCAGAAGGAUUCUCGCAACUUUUGGAAGAGGACCCAAUGAAAUCAACAGGUUUAGCAGCAAUUGAAACGCUGUUGACGGCCCUUGAAAAUAGCAACGCUACAACUGUGAAUGAGUUGAACAAGGAGCUGACUGGAAUCGUGAGCGGUAUGGCCAAGACGGACCAUAGUUCCACGUCGAUAAGAAGCGCCAGUGAUCUUUUCCGAAGAUUCAUUACCCUUGCACCCGCAGAACUCCUUGAUCAACAAGAUUUUUCAAAAGUUUUGGAUUUCUAUCGCCAUCGAGGAAAAAUUUUUAUCAAUCGGGUGGCCAAAUCCAGAGGAAUGAUAGCUAAACACGCCAGACCCUUCUUCAGAAAUAAUAUGAACGUCUUAACGCACUCAUACAGCAAAGUUGUCUUAGAAACUCUAGUCACAGUUCACAAAGCAGGCACAGUUUUUCACGUUUGGGUUACGGAAUCUCAACCAGAUGGAUCUGGUCUGCAAAUGCAGGAGGCUCUAAGAAAGGAGGGCAUCACGACAACGUUGAUAUUGGAUAGUGCUGUUGGGUACAUAAUGGAACGGAUUGACAUGGUUGCGGUUGGAGCAGAAGGUGUUAUGGAAACUGGUGGCAUUAUCAACAAGAUUGGAACUCUUAACGUUGCAAUAGUGGCGAAAACCAUGAACAAACCGUUCUUUGUAAUGGCGGAGAGCAUUAAAUUCGUCAAGGAAUACCCGCUAAAUCAGGCAGACAUUCC
Ostertagia ostertagi is the source of this 779-nucleotide messenger RNA. The record is from the annotation of a GenBank genome assembly. Lineage: Eukaryota; Metazoa; Nematoda; Chromadorea; Rhabditida; Trichostrongylidae.